AUUGUUAAUGUGACUGUGCAAAACGGUGGAGAAGAUUCAUACGAGACGAAGCUGUUCUUCGAUGUUCCAGAAGGAUUUGAGUACAGUGGUGUGGUAUCGACCGAUGAAAAGACAGCCCCAAGCUGUUCGCCUACAACAACUGAACCAAAUGAAGAUGGUAGCUGGACCUUUGCUUGUGAACUGGGAAAUCCCCUACCACAGGAUAAAACACUAUCGACAGCCGUUAGAAUUACAGCCAACGAACAAAAGCCGCCGUUGAAGCCCAUUGAAAUCCGCGCCUACGUCAACAGUACCAACGAAGAAGAUAUAAGCACCGCGAAUGACAAUAUGAUCACGUUUACCGUACCAGUGGACUUCAGAAAUCAACUUACUCUGAAUGGUAGAUCAAAUCCUGAACAGGUUGACUUUUCUACUCGAAACAAAACUCCUACUGAUGUCUUUGAUGAUAGUGAAAUCGGGCCGGUUGUCAGUCAUCUGUACCAGGUCUCAAACCGUGGUCCAUCCGAAAUCGAUUCUGCCACUCUCGAUAUUUUUUGGCCAUCAUUCUCCACUGAAGGCGGCCAUUUGCUUUAUAUGAUCACUGAUCCAGUCAUAAGCGAUCCUUCUAAGGGUCGAUGCAGGGUUAAGCAAGUUCAAAACAUCAACCCACUCAAUUUGAGAGUGACUAAUGAACAUCUUGCUACGGAGAGCUUCAACCGCCUGCCGGGUGUUGACUAUGAAGCUGAACCAGAAGAAGAAGAAGGAGUGAGAGACGAAGGAGGCGGUGGAGACAUAAGGGGACCCGUUGGAGGCGUACGAGGACAUGGUGGAGACGUAAGAGGACAUGGUGGAGACGUAAGAGGA
This is a messenger RNA of Cylicostephanus goldi, 843 nucleotides long. Lineage: Eukaryota; Metazoa; Nematoda; Chromadorea; Rhabditida; Strongylidae. The record is from the annotation of a GenBank genome assembly.